Messenger RNA from Parascedosporium putredinis, 624 nucleotides. Lineage: Eukaryota; Fungi; Ascomycota; Sordariomycetes; Microascales; Microascaceae. The record is from the annotation of a GenBank genome assembly.
AUGCUUCUCAUGUUGCCCCUCGUCGGCGAUUUCGCUCCUCCUCACCGCAAGGCCAGUUCCAUCUCCAUCGUUGUCUCUGGUUUGAUGCUCGGGAUGCUCGUCGCCCGCCUCCUGUCUGGUAUCGUCUCUAACUACACGGAUUGGCGCAAUGUUUAUUGGUUCUCUUUCGGGGCUCAGCACCUACUCCUGGUUGCCCUUUACUUCUUCAUGCCCGACUAUCCGUCCACAAAUCCUAACGGGCUUCGCUACACCCGCGUUUUGUGGUCCAUCGUUCACAUGCUCUUCACCCAGCCACUGCUCGUCCAGGCCUGCCUCAUCGCCCUCUUCAUGAUCACUGAUCGCUACGUCCCUUGGCUUUCUUCUCUCCUCGGCCUAAUCAUUGCCUUCUGCGGCAUCACGAUUAGUACCUUUACAGGUAAUUCCACCAUUGCGGGGCCCGUUAUACAGGCAGUUGCCGUCGACGUGGGCAUCCAGAUGGCCCAGACCGCCAAUCGCACAGCCAUUUACACCAUCGACCCCAAGGCUCGAAACAGGCUUAACACCGCGUACAUGGUCAUGGCCUUCUGCGGCCAACUUUCCGUCCCCUUUGGCGGCAUCACAUUUCAAGAUGCUGAAAUUUCGUAA